Molecule: messenger RNA, 3219 nt
Organism: Striga hermonthica
Lineage: Eukaryota; Viridiplantae; Streptophyta; Magnoliopsida; Lamiales; Orobanchaceae
Source: the annotation of a GenBank genome assembly
AUGAGCAGAUGGGAAGUGGUGAGCACAAUUAUGCACACUGUUGUUGUACUCCUUCAGUUGAGCUCCCUGCGGUUGGUGCAGUGCCAAUUGCCGAGGAGCCCAGCGUCUUUUGAUUUGCUCACACAAAUGGCGUACACAAGGCUCCAAAAUCUCACCUCAAACAUCCUCUCCACAAGACUCGUCCAAGAUUACAGCUUUUGCAUUCACAACCCGGAAGCCGAAUGGAAUAGAGCUUUCAAUUAUUCCUCGGAUUUAAGUUUCUUGACUGCUUGCCUUGCCAGCACUGGAGAUGUUGGUAGGCGAUUAUGCACAUCAGCAGAAGUUUCGGUUUAUUUUGAUAACUUGAGGAGUGGAGGAAAUAACCUAAGGCCAAACAGGAAUUGUAAUUCUUCCCAUUGGGUGUCCGGUUGUGAGCCCGGAUGGGCUUGCUCAGCCGAUCCUGACGAGUCCGUUGACCUCCAAAAUUCGCGGGUUAUGCCCGCAAGAGGAUCCGAAUGCAGUUCAUGCUGUGAGGGCUUCUUUUGCCCGCAGGGCCUCACUUGCAUGAUGCCCUGUCCACUGGGUUCCUACUGCCCACAUGCUACUCUCAACAGAAGUACAGGAAGAUGUGAACCCUAUUCCUACCAACUUCCACCAGGACAAAGGAAUCACACUUGUGGUGGUGCAAAUAUUUGGGCAGAUGCUCGUUCGAACAACGAGCUUUUCUGUUCUGCUGGUUCCUAUUGUCCCACAAUUACUGAGAGAGUGCCGUGUAGCAGUGGGAAUUACUGUCCAAUGGGAUCCACGGAUGAGCACCGAUGCUCCAGGUUGACUACGUGUGAUUCCAGUACAGAAAGUCAAAAUAUUCAUGCAUAUGGAGUUGUGCUCAUUGUUGCAUUGACUACUAUUCUGCUUAUUAUAUACAACUGCUCGGAUCAAAUCCUGACCACGCGAGAAAGAAGAUACGCCAAAUACAGAGAAGCCGCUGCAAGAACCGCCAGGGAGAAAACACAAGCUCGCGCCAGGUGGAAGGCUGCUAAGGAUGCUGCGAAAAAGCACGCCAUCGAGUUACAAUCCCAACUCUCGGGCAAAUUCUCUAAGAAGAAGUCCCUCAAAAGCACAGAUGAGGUCAAGAUUUUGGAUCCCGAGGAAAAUGAUGAUCACUUGCAUCCAACCACUUCAUCGACGGGAAAAGAAGAUGACCACAUCAUCGAGCUUCAUGAUUCAGAGCAGCGGAAUAAAAAUGUGAAGAAGAAAAUUCAUAAAGAAAAGGAAAUUCAUACACAUAGUCAGAUUUUCAAGUAUGCUUACUCACAGCUAGAGAGAGAGAAAGCCGAGCAGCAGCAGAACAAGAAUCUGACUUUCUCGGGCGUGAUUUCAAUGGCCACAAAGAGCGAUACAAGGAAAAGACCACUGAUCGAGAUUGAUUUCAAAGACGUAACUGUGACUCUAAAAGGAAAACAUAAGCGUCUCAUGCGGGAUGUCACCGGGAAGAUAAAGCCGCGCCGCAUAACGGCAAUCAUGGGUCCAUCAGGAGCCGGAAAAACGACUUUUCUUUCUGCUCUGGCAGGAAAAACAGUCGGGUGCACGGUUAGCGGUACGAUUUUGAUUAAUGGGAAGGGAGUUUCGAUUCAUUCGUACAGGAAGAUCGUUGGUUUUGUUCCGCAAGAUGAUAUUGUGCAUGGGAAUUUGACCGUGGAGGAAAAUCUGUGGUUUAGUGCUCGGUGCAGACUAUCUGCAGAUUUGCCGAAGGCUGACAAGGUCCUUAUAGUAGAGAGAGUGAUUGACUCGUUAGGACUGCAGGGAAUUCGGGGUUCUUUAGUUGGGACUGUUGAGAAACGAGGUAUAUCUGGAGGCCAGAGGAAAAGAGUGAAUGUUGGUAUCGAGUUAGUUAUGGAACCAUCUUUGUUGUUCUUAGACGAGCCUACAUCUGGUUUGGACAGCUCGUCUUCUCAGCUGCUUCUUAGAGCACUUAGACGAGAAGCUCUUGUGGGGGUCAAUGUCUGCAUGGUCGUCCAUCAACCAAGCUAUACAUUGUUCCAAAUGUUUGAUGACUUGGUACUCCUAGCCAAAGGAGGUCUCACCGUCUAUCACGGCUCUGCAAGAAAAGUUGAGGAAUACUUUUCAAGUCUUGGGAUCAACGUUCCGGAGCGCGUGAAUCCUCCAGAUUACUUUAUUGACAUUUUGGAAGGGAUGGUUAAGACGAGCUCGAGUUCGGGUGUGAGUUACACUGAACUUCCUGUGAGGUGGAUGUUGCAUAAUGGCUAUCCUGUUCCUCCGGAUAUGAGAAUCAAUCCUUCCGGACAUAAUAUCCUAAGUUCGGAGGUUACAGAUCACAUCCAUGGUUUUGACGUCGAGGAUCAAUCCUUUGCGGGGGAAGUAUGGCAAGAUGUUAAGGCCAGCGUGCAGCGUAAGCAUGAUAGGAUAAGGCACAAUUUUUUGAAGUCCACUGACUUGUCCUACCGUAGGACCCCGAAUAUUUUCUUGCAGUACAAGUAUUUCCUUGGGAGGUUGAGUAAGCAGCGGAUGAGAGAAGCCAAGACACAGGCAGUGGAUUAUCUGAUCCUUUUAAUAGCUGGGGCCUGUUUGGGUUCACUCACAAGGGCUAGUGAUGCAACCUUUGGUUUUGCUGCUUAUACAUACACGUUAAUUGCUGUCUCUCUGUUAUGCAUGAUUGCGGCUUUGAGAUCGUUUUCUCAGGACAGGUUACAGUACUCGAGAGAAAGCGCAGCUGGCAUUAGCAGCUUUGCUCAUUUUGUGUCUAAGGACACAAUCGACCUUUUCAACAUCCUAAUAAAGCCUGUUAUCUAUCUCUCCAUGUUUUAUUUCUUCACCAAUCCGAGGUCAUCCUUCGUGGAUAACUAUGUUGUCUUGCUAUGCCUCGUUUAUUGCGUGACAGGCAUAGGUUAUGCUUUGGCCAUAUUUCUUGAACCCGGGCCUUCCCAGCUGUGUUCGGUUUUACUCCCAGUGGUGUUGACUCUCAUUUCAACCCAGUUGAAUGCGAGCAGCUUCGUAAGGAAUUUAUCCAACUUUUGUUACCCAAAGUGGGCCUUAGAAGCAUUUGUCAUUGCAAAUUCCGAAAGAUAUUACGGCGUGUGGCUGUUGACGAGAUGUGGUGCGCUGAUGAGGUAUGGAUACAACGUUGGUAACUGGGGGCUCCGCUUAUGUUUGCUGAUUCUUGCUGGCGUAGCCUCCCGUGCUAUAGCUUUCAUUGGCAUGAUAACUUUCCAAAAAAAGUGA